Messenger RNA from Trypanosoma grayi, 969 nucleotides. RefSeq lists its product as hypothetical. Lineage: Eukaryota; Euglenozoa; Kinetoplastea; Trypanosomatida; Trypanosomatidae. Bases 1 to 969 code for a protein of 322 amino acids. The transcript has a single exon. The record is from RefSeq and is a predicted model, not a curated record.
AUGGGCCAUUGGGUGUUUGACCGUGUUGCCGACGGCCUUUUCCUCCAGGGCCUGCGCCCACAUCUCUCAAAGCUGCACCGGCAGGACGUGCUGCUUGACGUCAACGGGUCGCUGCUGACGGGCGGUAACGCUGCGGAUGCCACAACAUGGCGCUCGCACCACGCAUUCAGUGGGCGCUGCGGCCUCCGUCUUGAGCAAGCAGCUGUACCGCCCACCGGCCCUCCUGCGGCCAUUGUCUCCACCUCGGCGUCUGAUUACCGUGCAUGGGUUGCCGACUUCCAUCUGCAGUCGACCAGCGAGGAGCCGCACCUGCUUGUUUCUGUCGCGCCGCACUACGCCCCGUUGCAGGGAAACACGGAGCAGGGCCGCAGAGCGUGGCGCCCCCCAACAGCCGAGGAGCAGGACACGUACGACAAGCGGAUGCUGGAAACUCCACUGAUAUGGGAAGAGCCCAUGACAAUAUCGAUCGACUGCACCGCCAGUGGGAUGUUCCUCUGGAGCGAGGAGUUGGGCUACUAUGGAGAGAAAGUGGCAGAGAGAUGCUUUGUGCGCCGCAGCAAUGAGAAUGGCGGUGAUGAUAAGGCGACUGCUUCGGUGGGGCGGGAAGGACACUUCGAGGCCUUUCUGCGGCUCAGCUGGCGCAUGGCGCAAACCGGGGACACCGAUGUCGCCAGCACCCGAAACAGUGGCAACAGUAACGCGGAAAUGGCCGUUUUUGUGCGCGCGGACACCACGGAGGAGGGAGGCAACGAGGCGCCAUGUGAUGUGCCGGCGGCAGAUACGGCAAAGACUGGCGGGAGCGAGGCAGCAGCAGCAAGAAGGAGUGGUGGAAAUGGCCUCGGCGACGGGGCAUACGUUUGGCGGCUCCUCUGGGAACGUGCAGUGACGUGGCACAAUGUACCAGACGAAGUUCACUUCACACCUUAUGUGACACUAAUGGAUGGCGGCGAUGAGGUGACCCUCUUGUAG